AUGAAUUUUGAUGUUCCUGAAGCAGAUCGCCCAAGACUAGUACUGCCACAGGGAUUUAUUCAUUUGCCAGAUCGCUCAUCAACAAGUUGCGCCAUGGAGGAGAUGAAAACAAAAAAAGUUUCCGGUGCCCAAACCCUAGAGCCCUCCCAAGCGGAUCAAGGGCCGAAGAUAGAGUAUUAUCAUCAGAUUCAGAGACAAGGGAAGGCAAUAGAAUACCGGCGAACCCUAUCUCACGGUAGAGGGAGUGGCAUAAGACUGCUGCCGGCCAGCUACUUUAGCAUGGAGUCGUUGCUUUUGCUUGUAUGCCUCACGGCGACUCUGCUCAUCCUUCCUUUGAUGGUUCCGCCGCUACCUCCCCCGCCUUUCAUGCUGAUGUUGCUUCCCAUUGGCAUUCUGGGCGUGCUUAUGAUCUUGGCUUUCAUGCCGUCGAAUGUGAGGGAUUUAACUUAUACAUACGUCUAG
Messenger RNA from Pyrus x bretschneideri (Chinese white pear), 462 nucleotides. RefSeq names its product protein AUXIN-REGULATED GENE INVOLVED IN ORGAN SIZE-like. Gene Ontology annotation, biological process: positive regulation of organ growth. The record is from RefSeq and is a predicted model, not a curated record. Bases 1 to 462 code for a protein of 153 amino acids. NCBI's taxonomy places the organism in Eukaryota, Viridiplantae, Streptophyta, Magnoliopsida, Rosales, Rosaceae. The transcript has a single exon.